Ornithodoros turicata is the source of this 600-nucleotide messenger RNA. RefSeq lists its product as uncharacterized. The transcript has a single exon. Bases 1 to 600 code for a protein of 199 amino acids. The record is from RefSeq and is a predicted model, not a curated record. Lineage: Eukaryota; Metazoa; Arthropoda; Arachnida; Ixodida; Argasidae.
AUGUCUUCCCAACGUCGCCUGCAGCAGCUUCUCACCAACGAAGAGCUCGGCGACCAGAAGCCAACCCAGCUUCUUCGACGGAUGCGAGCUCUAGUUGGCGACGCAACUCUAGAUUCAUCGCUUCUCCAAGAACUGUUUCUGCAACGUCUGCCCGCGGAAGCACGUCGCAUCCUUGCUGCGGCAGGCAGCACUUCCUUAGAAGACCUUGCCAAGCUUGCUGACCGUAUACUUGACCACUCGCCGGCGGCAUCGGCUACCAUCGCCUCCUUUGACCACACGCCUCCUCCUGCGCGUCCUGACACCGACCUCUCUGGCAUACCUGCUGCAAUGGUAGCCAUCACUUCAACGAUACAGAACAUGAACGCCGCCAUGGCGAGUCUCACGGCAAUGGUGGCUGGCAUUUCCACCCGCAACAGGUCCCCCUCUCCCGUCGGUCGCCAAGAUAACCGACGGCGCCGUUACUCCAGCCGUUGCCGUUUCCCCUCACCAGCACACUCGCAGGACAGCCCGUUUUGCUGGUAUCACUUUAACUUCGGUGGCAGAGCUCAGAAGUGCAAGCCCCCGUGCACCUGGCCGGGAAACGGUCCAACCAGCAACUGA